UACGAAGUUGUUUUCUUUAUUAAUGUAAACAAAAUAAAUGUCCAAGGAGGUUGUAAUAGUAGACGCGCGCAUGUAACGGAUAAUGACUUAUGAAUAAACCAUUAACGAGUUUCAACUACUACGCCUGCGCACUCUGAAAGGAAUAUCAAGCCGCCCCUCUUCCCCGCCAACUUGCACCGCAGGGUCGCACGGACGGGCUCAUAACAGUCCCUGAGUUGAUUUAUUUCGCAAAUUUAAUGCUCUCUGACACAACAUGAAGAUCCCGCAUCGCGUAGAAAACGGUUUUAACACUGAAAUCUCUUCUAGAUCCACCUCUCCUGCUACCGUCUCUUCGCCUCUUCAUACCUCCCUUGCGCCUGGUGUCUGCAGCCAUGUGUCACAUCGUGCAGAGGGGGAUUGUUCAUGAUUAUGGGAUGGUGGAGGACUUCAUCAGCACUGUCACAGAAAUUGUGCCUGAACUUUUAAAUGCAGAUCAAAAGGCUCAGCUCCUCCUGGGACUCAGAGCACGGAUGGUUCUUGAGUUGUGCCGACCUGAGCAGAUCACAGACACAGAAUCCAUUGAGAUGCACCUGGACCGGAUCAAAGCCCUCGUAUCCACAUGGGCAGCUCAGCCGUAUUUUGCAGAUGUUGAGUUUCCAGAGACAAACUUUGUGGAUCAGGUUGAGCUUUUGUUAAAGAACCCCGAAGAGAAGGAAAAGUUUUUCCAGGAUGUUUUUCCUACAGAUUUUGGGCCUGAAUAUGACAACGCUCUGCAGGUGCUGAUGCUGGAUUUCCUGUCCAGACUGGAGAAGCUUCUACCUGUACCAGACAUUCAGCAGACUGCAUCCAUGUUCAGCAUCAUCCCAGCUGCCCUGGAGGAGUGUGCACACUUGGUUCCUGAUCCACAGCACCUUAAAACUGUACUCCAGUACCACACAACACUCGGGCAUUUUGAUAUGUCCGAUGAAACUCAGACCAUUCCAUCCUCCUUCGGGAACUGCAUCCUCUCUUCAUUGUCUCUUCCUCAGCUGGAGAAGGUGGUGAUCCAUCCAGACCAAAUGCAGUUACAGUCUUCAGCCGAGCAGAUGCAAGGCUGUGAGUCUGUGAAAAUGGAUGGCGAAAUUGUGACACUCUUGGACUACACACAGAUAGAGCAGCCGUCCUGUCUGGUUGAUCCUGAAGGUCACGAAGAAACUGACACAAAUAUGGAUGAAACAUCUGGAGAAGCGACACAUGAGGAUUUGGGUGAUGCCUUAAAACCUGCAGCUUUUCAGCCACUAAAGCAAAGCAAGAGGCUCCAACUGAAGAGAAAUGCUUCAAAGGAAAAGAGUGACUCUGCAACUUUGAAGAGGCAACGAAAAAAGUACUCCAGCAAUAAAACAUGUCCUGUGUGCAAUAAGACCUUCCUACGAGCUGCAGCCAUGAGGCGGCACCAAGAGAUUCACGACACAAACCGGGACCUCAAGUAUAAGUGCAGCAGCUGUGACAAACGAUUCAGAGACAAUUAUGACUUGAUCCGACACACCAUGCGUGUUCACAAAAAAGGAGAGAUGAGCAAAAGCGUCAAAGACGACGAUUCAGUGGAUCCCAGCACAUCUGAAACGUUAGAAAAUAAAAACUGUUAUCUGUGUGGGAAGUAUUUUGCUCGGCAAGUCGACAUGGAGCGACACAUGAAGUCCCAUUCAGAGGACCGCCCCUACAAGUGUUCAUUCUGCGAGAAGAAAUUCAAAAAUCCUUACGUUUUAAAGAGACAUGAGAAGGAGAUUUGUAAAAGCAGGGAUCAAAAAAGGCCCAAGAGGAAAGAAGCGCCACUUUCAAACCCUCAACCUCCUCCAGAGGUGUCAGUAGAAGGUAAAAUCUGUCCCAUCUGCAGAAGGGUUCUUCCCUGUACUGCAGACCUUGCAAAACAUUUGCGAUCUCACUCCGAAGAGCGUCCCUUUAUCUGUGUCACAUGUGAGAAAGGCUUCAAGUAUAAGCACACAUUAAAGAAGCAUCAGAGCAUUCAUGGUCAUGAGGGCAUCAGGGAGGAGCAAAGCAAGACUCUGGAGGAGAUUCUGGCUGAUGUUGAUGCUCAGAACUGUGGUGACGGUGCUGGACAAGAGGUAAAGGAAAGUAACUCAGAAGCACCUGCAGCCACUUCUGAGGAAAACCUGUCUGCACCUGCUUUAAAUGUCACAAAAAAGGCCCUGAAGGUGUGUCCAGUCUGUCGCAAGGUGUUUGACAGCAUCAAAACACUGAACAGGCAUGUACAGUGCCACACAGAUGACCGGCCGUAUCACUGCAUCCACUGUAACAAGCAUUUUAAGCACAUGCACGGCCUGAAAAAGCACCAGAUUUAUGCAGUUUGUCACAAGAAAAAUGGCCCUUUCUUUUUGAAAAGAGAGACAAGAGCAGGGCCCAGUCAGAGCGAAGCGAACGACACCGAAUACCAACAGGUGAAGAUCCCCGUGUGGUGCUCGAACUGCGGGAAACACUUCGAGUACCCGUCAGCCUUGAAGGAGCACCAAGAGAAUGUUUGUAAAGUAGAAUUAAGGGAUGUCAUGAAAUGCAACGACUGCGGGAAAGAAUUCAAGACCAUGACGAUGCUCAAAGUGCACCAGAGGAUUCACGAUCCGCUGUACUGCAAGGAGUGCGGGAAGAUUCUCGCAAAUGAGCCGGCUUUCGAGAGGCACAAGCUGAUGCACCGGCCGAUGCAGUGCACGAUGUGCGACAAGACUUUCACCUUGUUAAGACGCUUGAGGGAGCAUUAUGAGAAGCAGCACAACUUCACCGGCCCUUUUCCUUGUCCUCAGUGUGAUAAAACCUUCGUCCAGCUGUCCUACCUCGCCAUCCACCAGAGAAUCCACAAAGGAGAGUUUCCUUAUGUUUGUGACAUGUGCCCAGAGAAGUUCAGGUCCUCCAACUGUUUGACGGUUCAUCAGCGGAAACACACCGGGGAGAAGCCCUUCCUGUGCUGGCAGUGUGGAAAGUGCUACCGCUCGGCCUCUGAGCUCGCGGUCCACAUGGGAACCCACUCAGAAGAGAGACCGUGGGCCUGCACGCAUUGCGACAUGGCUUACCGCACCAAGCUGCAGCUCACAAAUCACGUGGAGCAGAUCCACAUCGGGGUCAGAUAUCCGUGCAACACCUGCGGGAAACAAUUCAUGAAGGAACCGUCGCUGAAGAGGCACGAACUCAUCCACACGGGCGAGAGGCCUCACCAGUGCACAGUGUGUGGUAAGACUUUCCUCACCGCCAACGAACUCCGGCGUCACAACAGAUACCACACCGGAGAGCGGCCGUACAAGUGCGAGGUGUGCGGCAAAGCCUUCAUCCUGUCGGGUUACUUGAAGUCGCAUGUGCGUAUCCACACAGGUGAGAAGCCAUUUAAAUGUGACAUAUGCGACAAAGGCUUCAGGUUGUCAAAUCACCUGAAGAAACACAGGCGGACUCAUGCCGGGAAGCCAAAGAGCCACACAUGUGAGGAGUGUGGCUUGGCAUUCCUCCAGAAGAAAGCCCUCUGGGAACACUCACAAACUCAUAACGUGAAAAUCAAAUCGUCUUUUACGGAUGCAGUUAAAGUAGAGUUUCAGUAGAAAGCUCUGUUUGUUUGUGGGGUGUACUACAAAGUAAAAAAUUGUCUCAGUUUGGUAUGUUAAGUUUUGAGGCCCUCCCACCUUCGGCCUAUGCAGCAACGGCGACCUUCCUGCCACGGCACUCUCACCUGGGGUGUGUAGCAAUAUAUGUUUAAAGCUUCUGCCACAGUGAAAACAUUUCAGUUUGUGUGAAUGUCAUAAUCUCGUUGAAAUCAUGAGAGUGAGUGACAUCUGACGGUCUAGGAAUUAUCUUCUGCAUGUCAUUUAGGCUUCAAAAUAAGAAACCUCAUUUUAGCAGGGCAUGGGACUGGUGUGGUGACAAAAUUAGGACAUCUAGAUGUGGUCAGGAUUUCAGUCAUAUUUGAACCACAGAUGAAGGGAACAUUUGAUUAGGCUUGUACAGGUAAAUCAGGGUGAAAUAUACGGGGCUUCUUGGUGGCAGUGGACAGGGCUAUGGCAAUUAGAGAAUAUUGACAUUUCAGCCUGACUCUUUUAUAUUGACUGACAGUGAUUUCCAGCUUAUUGUAUUUGUGCUUUUAUUUUGACAUGUAAUUCCCUGCUCUGCCACAGCAUUGUGUAUAAUUUGACCAACAAAACCAGUCAUGCCAUGUUUGGUGAAGUUCAAUGGGUACAAGGACUUCCUAUUUCAUGGUGUUGAACCAAAAUUAGCCAUGGAUACGUUUGCCAAAACUUUGAGAAACUUAUGUUUUGUACUGUGGUAUCAUGAAAGGGUGGAGAUCCACUUUCAAGUGUAUGGGUUAAUUAUUGAGAAGGACCCCACAGUGUGAAAAAAAGAAUCACUUGCUGUUGUAAGUGGGCGGGGCAAAGUAUUUAAUGACACCAGUCAAAAGGCACAGUUUUCACUGAAAACGAUCAUUAACUUGUUUACUGUUUACAGAACUUUUUUUUUUUUGAAAGAUUUUUGUGUCAAAGAUCUGAAUUAUAUUCCUUGUUAGUAAAAGAGAAAUUUUAUUCAGGCCCUUAAAAACAACUCAUUUACCAGAAGAAUAAAGACGGAGAAUAAUAAACACUUUCUUUCAAUAAGCCUUUGUACUGCUUAAUGUUGCCAUGGGAACCAUGCAUUUCAUCUCUUUUUACUGAUGAUUCAUUUCUACUCAGCCAAUAAUUAAUAAAAAAAAGUGGUGUGGAAAUUAAUUUUGUCACAAGCAAAAUUAUUCACACAUUCAAUUAAAUUAGGAAAUUAAAGGCAGAGAGGGUUGAAUAGUGCAGCUGGUGACCUUGUUAAGUUUUGCACAACCCUGUUAAUGACUCAUUACAGUCAGGUGUGUUGCAACAGGGAAGCAUUUAAAACCUGCAGGGCCAUGUCCGUUGAGGACUAGCGCUGGUGAUGAAUGCAAUAGAGCAGUUUUGGGAUGUGAUGGAACAGGAGAUUCUCAUUGUGGAUGUGCAGCCGACAAAGCCAGUGAAAUGAGUGCAGAUCAAGUUUCAGUUUGUUAUCAAUCUUUUUUGAAUCAGUUGGAAAGGAACAACAAAAGCCAAAACGUCUCAUUUAAACACCUGCUGUGACUUGUCUGAACUAAUCAGGUUAAUCAUCAACAGAUGGGUAACAAGGCGUAGCAUAAAAGGCUCUUCCAAAGCGAUGUAGUCUUUGGGAAGCAGAGACAGGAGGAGUAACAUUCCUAAGGGCUGCGAGGCAACAGCAGAAAAA
Messenger RNA from Melanotaenia boesemani (Boeseman's rainbowfish), 5223 nucleotides. RefSeq names its product zinc finger protein 14-like. Gene Ontology annotation, molecular function: RNA polymerase II cis-regulatory region sequence-specific DNA binding; DNA-binding transcription factor activity, RNA polymerase II-specific. Bases 372 to 3554 code for a protein of 1060 amino acids. Gene Ontology annotation, biological process: regulation of transcription by RNA polymerase II. Gene Ontology annotation, cellular component: nucleus. NCBI's taxonomy places the organism in Eukaryota, Metazoa, Chordata, Actinopteri, Atheriniformes, Melanotaeniidae. The record is from RefSeq and is a predicted model, not a curated record. The transcript has 7 exons.